CUACAGACUCGCACCAAAAGCUUCCCUCUUCCUCUCCUCUCCUCCCCUGUCGGCGGCCGGUCGGCCGAGGGGAGCGGCAGCUGCCGGUCGUCAUUUCUACCCACUCCUUCUGGUGUCUCUCUGUCUGCACAACAGCCCACAAUGCUCAGUUUGCUGUGGUUGGACCCCCUGAGCCCAUCCUGGCCAUGGUGGGUGAAGUCGCUGAGCUGCCCUGUCACCUGUCCCCAAUGAUGAGCGCUGAGACCAUGGACCUGAUGUGGGUGCGAUCCAACCUCAGGCAGGUGGUACAUGCAUAUGCACACCGAAAGGAAGGAACAGAGAUGGCAGAGUAUCGAGGGAGAACGUCGAUUUUAAGGGAGGACAUCGCUGAGGGGAAGGCUGCUCUGCGGAUUCAGAAUGUCAGAGCCUCUGACAGUGGAACCUACCAGUGUUAUUUCCAAGAUGCCGAUUUCCUUGCAAAAGCCCAGGUGGAGCUGAAGGUUGCAGCCCUGGGCUCUGAUCUUCACGUUGAAAUGAAGAGCUAUGAGGAUGGAGGGAUCCGUGUGGAGUGCACAUCUGCAGGCUGGUAUCCGAAGCCCCACGUGGAGUGGAGAAGAGAAGGGGGAGAGAGCUUGCCCGCCAUGGCAACGCCUGGGGCUGCAGAUGGAGAGGGUCUGUAUGCAGCCACGUCAUCUGUGAUCCUGAAAGGCGGCUCUGGGAAGGGGGUUUCCUGUGUCGUCAGAAACCCCCUGCUCAGCCAGGAGAAGACAGCCAGGGUCUCCAUUGCAGGCCCCUUCUUCUCCAGCGCGCAGCCCUGGCAGGUGGCCGUGGGGGUGACUCUUCUGGCUCUGCUGGGGCUCCUGGCCGGAGUGGUGUCCUCAUGGUGGCGACAGCAGAAGAGAAUCUGGGCCUUUAGCAAGGAGAUGGAGAGGCAGCUAGCUGAGAAAAAAGCAGCUCUGGCUCGGGAGCAGGGAGAGCGAAGCGCCAAAGAGAAGCUGCAGGACGAGCUCAGGUGGAGGAAGAAGCAGUACCUGGCACGUGACAGGUCUCAGGCCUAUGCUGAGUGGAAGAUGGCCCUUUACCAACCUGCGGACGUGAUUCUGGAUCCGGACACCGCGCACCCCAACCUCCUCAUUUCUGAGGACCAGAGGAGCUUGCAGUACACAAGUGCAUGGCGGAGCCUGCCAGACAACCCCAGGAGAUUUCAGGAUCCUUACUGUGUGCUGGGCCGUGAGAGCUUCACGUCAGGGAGACACUUCUGGGAGGUGGAUGUGGGGGACAGGAAAGUGUGGCAAAUUGGGGUUUGUAGAGUGGACUUAGAGAUAAAACUUGUUAAAAUAACACCCCAGAAUGGAUUCUGGACAAUAGCGAGGUUGGAGGUGCAUGACUUCCAAGCUCAAACCGAUCCCUGGAGCAAACUCACAAUUGUCAACCCUCCUACAAGAGUGGGGGUCUUCCUGGACUAUGAGAACGGGGAAGUCUUGUUCUAUGAUGCCAUCGAUGGAUCGCACAUCUUCACCUUCUCACAGGCUUCCUUCACUUGGCCUCUGUGGCCUUUUUUCAGGAUUUUCUCACAGGAGCCCACUGCCUUGACCAUUUGCCAGGCACUAAAAGAACUGGGGAGUUCCCCUGUGUCUGAGCCAGUGCCUGGCCCUUCCCUGGAGACCUCAGUGGCCUCAGGCUCAGCUUAUGGCAAUGGAGACCCUCAGGCAGAAGAUCAGUCUUUGCUUCCCCCUGCCCAGCCCUGAGCUGAGGGCCUGCUUAACAGCAAAACCUCAAGCAGGAACAUACUUGCUAAAAACUCACUGAGUGAAGCACUUUCCUAGUUAUCUUCCAACUUUUCCACGUGACAGAUGAGGAGACCAGGGUGCAGGAGGUUAACUCUCCAAAGGUGACUCAGUGCCUUCCUGCAGCCAUAGCUCACACUCACAGAUAACACAGAAUGUGGUGGGUGCUGGGCUAAAGGCUUCAGGUGACUUUCACUCACCAAUCCUCACAGCACCCCUGUGAGGGGGCCUCAUUGAACGUGUGGAAAGGGAGGCAGGGCCCAGGGAAGUGACGUGUAAUUCUUGCAGGAAGCAGUGCUGCUGGGAGGUGUUUGACCUCUGACCCUCCCUCUACCUCUGGUCUGUUCCU
Messenger RNA from Eptesicus fuscus (big brown bat), 2115 nucleotides. Its product is annotated as butyrophilin subfamily 3 member A3. The coding region runs from base 186 to 1727 and encodes 513 amino acids. The record is from RefSeq and is a predicted model, not a curated record. Gene Ontology annotation, molecular function: signaling receptor binding. Gene Ontology annotation, cellular component: external side of plasma membrane. Gene Ontology annotation, biological process: T cell receptor signaling pathway; regulation of cytokine production. The transcript has 10 exons. NCBI's taxonomy places the organism in Eukaryota, Metazoa, Chordata, Mammalia, Chiroptera, Vespertilionidae.